Molecule: messenger RNA, 728 nt
Organism: Acanthoscelides obtectus
Lineage: Eukaryota; Metazoa; Arthropoda; Insecta; Coleoptera; Chrysomelidae
Source: the annotation of a GenBank genome assembly
UCAAAUUGAUCGAAUUGAGUACAUUCAACAUAAAAUUAUGUUUUAUUUCAGGUCACCUCAUGAUGCAGCCGCUAUCCACAAUCAGCAUCUUAAUCGCGCUUCUGAUGGUUUCUCGAACGGACUCAUCGAAACAUGCAUUGAAUAGGACCUACAUGGAGGACACAGUCAUGAAUUAUGACAACGCCACUGUACGUGCAGCGAACUUCGUUACGUUCAGCGAUUCAGACAAAUUGGCGCCGACGCACUUUGUCUUCAGAAAUGAAGUUACCUACGAUAAUUUCACUGACUACAUCGACAUUUCGAUGGAAUACAUUAUAGGAUCGAUACUAUGGUGGAUGUGGUUGAUGAUAGCCCUACACUGCGUGGUAUUUCUCAUCGGUCUCGUGGGCAACAGCCUAGUGUGCGUAGCCGUAUACAGAAAUCACACUAUGAGAACUGUCACCAACUAUUUUAUAGUGAACCUAGCUGUGGCUGAUUUCCUAGUGAUACUCUUCUGUCUGCCGCCGUCACUUCUUUGGGAUGUCACCAGCACAUGGUGGUUUGGUGCGACGGUGUGCAAAGUGGUACUUUAUUUACAGGUAGGUUAUAUUGUUCUUCCCCAAGUUUAAAGUCAAUUUAAAAUGAAUUUUAGUAACAAUUUAAGUUGAAACCAUUUUUUAUAUAGGUUAUGUUACAUAUUAUGACUUCGGCUUGCGAAAAAUCUCGAUACUACAGACCAAAAUAUGUGA